UGUAUACUGUAUGGAUGAUUUUGACAGGCUAUGUAAAACGUCGGGCUGAUUCCUCUCAGGUUUCUUUCUGCUUGUAUGGAGUUCGUUGAACUAAUAAGUGGUUAUGUUGUCUUUUAUGGCGCGUGAGUGUCAUUCAAGUUUGUUUACAAAUUUUCGGAGCUGUGUAUAUCUUUGUGAUGCGGCUUGUCGACGGCGAAUUGGAAAUGAUUAAUCACCAUUUAUAAGCGCUAAUCGGACACAUAAUAUAUGCUUCGUAUAACAAACCUUUCGUAAAUACACGCUACAAGAAAUUGAACCUAACCUAACCGGUACGCGACGCUGGCUGUUUCUCCACUGUACAUAAACAUCAAUGCCGGGACGCUUUGCGAGCGCUUUGCAAAUAUCGACUGACCUGUGGUAGUUGCUUAAUAAUUUGCUACCGGUGGCAGACGAUUGUUUAGAUGGAUAAUGAGCGAGUCCGAUGACACGGAUGUUUUGCUCCUGAUCCCGCCUGACAUAUUCCACGUACCGUCUUCCGACUCUGACACCAGCUCGAGCAAUCACGUCAGAACGGAUUGCGGGAAGACCGGUGUUAUCUCGGAGCUGGUGGGACAUAUGCAAUCAUUGGAGUUUCGAAUUUCCGCGAUCGAGUCCAGAGAUAAUAGCCUGGACAUUUCUGCGCCAAACAGUUUGCUUAACGACUCUCAGUUAAUCCACGGCAGUGCGUCCUAUCCUUACCAACGGCAGACCCUACCUAGAACUAGGUUCUCCGUAAGUCAAGGAUCCAGCUUGCAAAAUUCCCCUGUGAAGCUGCGUAAAUCUCUAUCCGUUCCUUCCACUCCCAAUGGAUAUCCGUCGCAGAGCUGUACUAACUUCCUGAAGAAAGACGCGAGGUCAUCUGGGUGUCAUCCUUCGACAGCUGUUACUUCUAAUUCAACUAAUACUAACACUCUUACUCGGGUUAAGCAUGAUGUUUUAACUUCGUACACUGAUUCCUCUGUGGUACCUCCUGCUUCCUGUGGUACUGGGCCCUCGCAUGCCACUGUUAUGUCUGCGACAAAGGACUCCUAUUUGUCUCUUCGACAGAAUGAUUGUCAGCUGCUACAUCCCCGUUCUAAAGUAGUACAAGAGAUGGAACUAUCAGAGGUUGACGAGUUACUCCAAGAAAUGGAAGCUACUGAAUUAGAAUUAUCGAAAAGAAUAAAUAACACUAGUGGAUAUCAGUAUCGCAAUGAAUCACUUCAUCCAACGCUAUCAACUGAAACUAUUAAUAAUGCAAGUAGUCAAGAAAAAGAAGCACAUCAUAAAUUUGAUGUGCAUCGUAAAUUAGAUUUUCAAUGGGAGAACAAAGAUACUCAACUCACUGAUACUUCAUCAAUCUUUUCUCAAAAAAAAACAAAUAAUACAUUCCCUGAUAUAUCAUUAUCGUACAAUGAUUCAUUCCAUGCAAAUGAGACUGAUAAAAUGAUUUCUGAAUUUAAAACAUGGGAACGAAAUGUUCAGCCUGUUAUAAAACCAAAUGGAUAUACAAUACAAAAUACAAAAAAUAUAGAUCAUUUAUUUAAUGUAUCAGCUACGAUUGACAAUAUUAAACCAAAGGAAUUAGUGUCAGAAUCAAAUGUUCAAAUGAUAGAUGAAAUAAACACAAACAGUAUAUAUACCCCAUCAAAAUCUUCUGUUACAAAUACUGUGUCACAUAUUAAUGAUUCAGUUAGGCUUUCUGGUAUGAUGCCAUCGAAAACUAUACAAUGUAAUACAGAACCUUUAGAUCUUUGUAAAAUAUCACAGGGUAAUGAAAAUUUACACGAUAAAGAAAAAUCUAGUUUUAGUAAAAAUACUGUACACGUCGGAACAAAUACGGAUCUUUAUAUAAGAAAAUGUCAACGACUUUUAUCACUUUCGGAUUUUUGGGAUUCUAAUCCAACUAGAUCACAAGAAGAAACGCUUAGAAUCAAGAUAGAAGAAGAGAAAUUUCGCAGAGAGCAUUGCGAGCAUCUGAUUCAAGAACUUCAGAAGCGUUUGUUGGAACAACAGGAGAAAGUGGCAGUAGCAGUUAGAGUAGACAAUGAAAAAAAUGUCCUGAUAUCUCAAUUUCAUGUAUCCUGGUCUAAAUUAAAGCAGCAAGUCGAAACAUUAAAAGUUGAGCAUAAAAAUUCACAGACUAAUUUGCAAAAUAUCACAGAAAAGCAUCAGUCUGAGAUGUUAGAACUUCAAACACAAGUUAAACGGCUGGAAGGAGAGUUAUCGAAAGCUUUAGAUUUGGCAGCUGGAUAUAAAGAGAAGAGUGACAUUAUGAUCAAAGAGAAAGUUGAUCUGUUAAAAAAUCAUGCAGACGAAUUAGAAAGUUACAAAUCAUUGGUUCAAGAAGCAGAAAAUAGAUAUGAGAAAAUGAAGAUAGAAUUUAAUAAGUUGUUAGAGAAGAACCAACAAAACGAAGAAAUAUUAAGAACUGUUCAAUCGGAAUUGAAUAAAGAACGUUUGAGGGGAGGAGAAGUUCGAAAUGAGAUGGGUGUUAUUCACAAAGCAUUAGAUACUUGUGAAGCUGAGUUGAUAGUACUCAGACAAGAAAAAGAGAGUUUGCAACUUAAGCUUAAAGAAGAGAUAAAUAGAAAUUCUAUUUUGGAUCAGAAAAAUUCAUUGUUGCUCGUAUCCAUUGACGACGCUAAGAAAGCAGAAUGCUUAUUGUUUCAGAAAUUAGCUAAAGAUGAAACCAAGUCUGUUGCAGAACAAAAGGAAAAAAUCAGAGCAGAAUUACAAGAGGUUUAUCAGAAACAAGUGGAUGAGGUAGUAAAAGCAAAAUUGCAAGAAUUUCAAAUGCAACUUGAUAAUGCCGAAUCAGAAUUUUUAGAGGAAUUAAAAACAAGACAGCAAGUUAUAGCUGAAUGCGCUGCUAGGAAGAUAAAGGAUGUUAUCGAUAAACAUCGUUUAGAAAUAAACUUGCUAGAGGAAAAACAUAAAGAGGAAAAACGAUUAUGCGAACUACAAUUAGCUCAAGCUUUACAGAGAUCAUCUCUAUUAGAAAAGCAUUUGAAUUCUCAACGUGCGUCAAAAUCUCAACUUGCGGAACAAUUGCAUUCCGUUAUGCAAAAACAAUGGCAACAGGCUCUACACAUUAUAUCAGGAAGUAACAUGGAUAAUAUUUCUCCGAUUCAAAAAAUUCACGGAGAUAAAUGUUUUGAUUCUAAAGGUCCUAAAAAAUCAGAAUCAAUGCCAAAUUGUUACACUAAACUUUCUCAGGAAUUAAUAAAACAUACUGCUCAAUCGUUAGAAGCACGUAAUUUAAUUAAUGCACAACCUGUUGAAGAUCAUAACGAAAGCGCGGUAACAAUGAAUUCCAUCGAAAAUGCUCCAUUAACCAAUAGAAAUGAAUCGAAGGAUGAUCUACGAAAAUAUGUGAAAAUGAUUGCAGAAAUGCAGUUAGCAAGAGAAGACAAAGAUCCAAAACUCAGAAGUAGUAUUUCGAGUCCGCCAUUAGGAUGCAGAGAGGUACCGCGGAAACAUUAUUUAAAAAAGGAAUUGAGUAUGAGUGAGGAUAGCGUCAUGUGGCAACAAAGUCCCGAGACUAUACACGAUAUUAGUGAACAUAUACCACUUCCGCAAAAAAUGCUUACAAAAAUAGAUCAGAAGAACAAGCCUCCUUGGAAAUGACAUACAACUUGUGAUGACAAUGAUUUCGAAGGCAUAGAUGAGCUCGAUUAUGGCAACUGAAUUCAGAGUACAGUGUACUUAAUUAGCAGUAAUAAAUUUUUUUAUAUGGAACAAAUAUCAAUCUAUUUUUCUGCAAGACGAAAAUUGAAUAAAACAUUUUUUCAUAUACUGUA
Messenger RNA from Acromyrmex echinatior (Panamanian leafcutter ant), 3800 nucleotides. RefSeq names its product centriole duplication and spindle assembly protein centrobin (gene Cnb). Gene Ontology annotation, biological process: centriole replication; regulation of cilium assembly; centrosome separation. The record is from RefSeq and is a predicted model, not a curated record. Gene Ontology annotation, cellular component: centrosome; centriole. NCBI's taxonomy places the organism in Eukaryota, Metazoa, Arthropoda, Insecta, Hymenoptera, Formicidae.